CUGCUAUCGGCGAUUUUUCCAUUUUAGACAGCACAGAUAGCAAACGUACCGGACGCAAAAUGGAGCUCGAGAUUGUGAACGCGAAAAAUAGCAAGCCGUACGGCAAGGUGAAGGUGCCCUCCGGCGCCACGCCCAUCGGCGACCUGAGAGCCCUAAUUCACAAGAGCUUGAAGCAAACCCCGGAUGCCAAUCGGCAGUCGCUACGUUUGGAGCUGAAGGGAAAGAGUCUUAAGGACACGGAUACCCUGGAAUCCCUGUCCCUGCGAUCCGGCGAUAAGGUCUAUGUUAAAGAUUUGGGUCCCCAGAUUGGUUGGAAAACAGUUUUCUUGGCAGAAUACGCCGGACCCCUCAUCGUAUACUUACUUUUCUACUUCCGACCAGAGUUGGUCUACGGCAAAGCGGCCUCUUUGCCGAUUUCCCUAACCACCCACAUUGCCGCCGGCUGCUAUACGGUCCACUAUGUGAAGCGUCUGCUGGAGACGAUCUUCGUCCAUCGAUUCUCACACGCCACCAUGCCCCUAAGAAAUCUCUUUAAGAACUGCACCUACUAUUGGGGAUUCACCGCCUAUGUGUCCUAUCAUGUGAACCAUCCUCAGUUCACCUCGCCCUGCAUGUGCACUGUUUGGGCGGCUCUUGGUGCCUUUGCUCUCUGCGAACUGGGCAACUUUUCGGUGCACAUUGCACUGCGCAACCUGCGUCCACCAGGAACCAAAGUGCGCAAGAUUCCCGUGCCCGAUGGAAAUCCCCUAACCAAGCUGUUUGACUUGGUUUCUUGCCCCAACUACACCUAUGAGAUCGGUGCCUGGGUUUCCUUCUCAGUGCUGACUUCUUGCCUGGCUGCAUAUCUGUUUGCUUUCGCUGGAGCUUUCCAGAUGACUGUUUGGGCUUUGGCUAAGCACCGCAACUACAAGAAGGAGUUCAAGGACUACCCUCGCCAGCGACGCUCCAUCUUCCCAUUCGUCUUGUAGGAUGGAUUCGGAUGUCCCAUGACGCAUUCGUUGUAUUACCUAUUCCACAUUACACAUUUAUACAUUUUGGCUAGCGUUUAACAGGGUAGUUGACUAGUGAACUUUGUGCUUUCGUUUAUUUAAAGCAAAUACAAAUUGGAGAAGCGUA
Molecule: messenger RNA, 1116 nt
Organism: Drosophila eugracilis
Lineage: Eukaryota; Metazoa; Arthropoda; Insecta; Diptera; Drosophilidae
Gene: Sc2
Product: very-long-chain enoyl-CoA reductase
Exons: 4
Coding region: 60-968 (302 amino acids)
Biological process (GO): very long-chain fatty acid biosynthetic process
Molecular function (GO): oxidoreductase activity, acting on the CH-CH group of donors; protein binding
Source: RefSeq, a predicted model, not a curated record